AUGUCCGCACCUCUCGCAGUUAUGAUUCCUAACAGCCGGUCAAAACAGGUUUUGUUUGCAUUCCUAUGUGUGUCGCCAGUGCUCGCUUUACCCGAAUGGACGCCUCCGCUCAGCACGCGUGGCCGUUAUGUCGUCGACGCGACGGGCGCACGCUUCAAACUCCACUCCGGCAACUGGCACGGUGCAUCUGGGACUUGGACCGGAGUUGGUGACCAAAACAACGAUGACAAUUCACACUAUAACGAAAACUCGCACAAUCUGCCGCUUGGCCUACAGUACAUGCCCAUCGACACCAUUCUCGACGCUUUCGAAUCACUCGGUAUCAAUUCCAUUCGCCUGCCGUUUAGCAACCAGAUGAUCCAUGACCCGACGCCCAUCCUGGAUUGCUGGGUUGCAGCCAACAGCUCAGGGCAUGACGCCUCUCCAAGUCUACGUAGAAAUCGAUGGUGCUGCGGUGUAGGUGAUGGAAACGAACGGUGGAAUGAGAGUCAGACGACGCAACAGUGGGCAGACGAUUGGGUGAUGAUGGUCAAGCUCUUCAAGGACAAUCCGCGCGUUGUCGGUGCCGACUUGUACAACGAAGUCCGACGAGACGUCCUCAUUGAUCCAAACUGGGGUUGGGGUGGUCCAGUGGACUGGCAAGCCGCAUCACAAUGGGCAGGCGAUCGAAUUCUCACAGAAGCGAAUCCGGAUAUUCUCAUCAUUAUCGAAGGCAUCAACUGGGUCGGCCUUCCUGUUGAUGGUCUUCCACAUGGACGACCGACGCUUAGCGGCGCAGCCACCAUCAGCCAUACGCUCGUUCAGUCGGACAAGUUGGUGUAUGCGGCACAUUUCUAUUCGUAUACAGGACCCAACCACAGCGGCGCGUUCGGGAUAGGAGAGACCCAUGAUCCACGCUAUCGAGAUCUCAAUCUGCAGCAGUUGAGGGAUGUCGUAGAGUCGUCAGCGACAUUUGUCGUCAACCAGCCGGACAAGCACUUUACACGGCCUCUUUGGAUCAGUGAGUUUGGUAUUCCAGGACGCGGAAUCAUAUCCGAUGCGGACAGAAACUGGUUCGACAACUUCCUCUCCAUUCUCAAGACCAACGACCUCGACUACGCCUUCUGGCCACUGAUCGGUUAUCUACGCAACGGACAAGGCAACGGUUGGGCGUUGAUCAACUACGACCUCUCGAACAACCGCCAGGAUUCGCUUAAUGACGGCAAUGACUGGCGGCGUGAUCGAUGGUACGACCUUGUCAACGCCACGACACUCAAGGGAAGUGUCAACAACUCGACCAAUUGGCGGAUGAUCAACGUUGACCGCGGUGACUACAUCAAGAGUAGCACUAUUGUCAACAAAAAAUGGGACUGGGAUAGCGGCGCACGAAAGGGAGCGUGUACGGACAACUUGCGGCUGAUUGGCCUCAGCCGAAGUCUGCAUCGUGGGCUCUGUACAGAUGCAGUCUAUGGUUCCCAGCUGUGGAACUCUGCGAGAGACACCGUCGUCGUGACCAACGAGCAAUACGUUAGCACGGACUGGGCCUCACGAUAUACAAAACUUCAAUGCCCACCUGAUCACUUUGUGAUUGGAUACAGUUUCCGCGGCUCCAGGCCAAGUUCUGUUGUCUGUGCAAAGUCGGACAGGCAAGGUGGGCUAGGAGGCAGGGGACGAACAAUGUGGUUCGAUCGUGGUGACUCGCGAGGAAGUGGUGGUGGCGGCGACUUUGCGGUCCAGGAUUACAAGGGGCAGUGUGCCGACGACGAGUACAUUGCUGGUAUCGCGUAUACAAACCGCGUGGACGGGGGCGCACCCGCAGCGUUGUAUUGUCGGUCGUAA
This is a messenger RNA of Serendipita indica DSM 11827, 1818 nucleotides long. NCBI's taxonomy places the organism in Eukaryota, Fungi, Basidiomycota, Agaricomycetes, Sebacinales, Serendipitaceae. The record is from the annotation of a GenBank genome assembly.